Racocetra persica is the source of this 128-nucleotide messenger RNA. NCBI's taxonomy places the organism in Eukaryota, Fungi, Glomeromycota, Glomeromycetes, Diversisporales, Gigasporaceae. The record is from the annotation of a GenBank genome assembly.
CAAGUAGUAUUAAACCAACAUCUGAUAAGCUUAAUUCUAAACAGGAAUAUAUUAAAGAAACUUCAAAUAGAUUCAUUGAAGAUAAUUAUAAUAUAUAUAAAAUUACUUUAGAAAGUUUGUUAGGCUAG